Messenger RNA from Panicum hallii, 3261 nucleotides. RefSeq lists its product as uncharacterized. The record is from RefSeq and is a predicted model, not a curated record. The transcript is spliced from 5 exons. Lineage: Eukaryota; Viridiplantae; Streptophyta; Magnoliopsida; Poales; Poaceae. The coding region runs from base 164 to 2977 and encodes 937 amino acids.
GCCUGUGUCUCCCUUCUCUCUCUCUGCUUUCGUCUUCCCCGCACUCCACUCACUGAGCGCAGCGCGGCGAGCGGGCGAGCGCAACCAACCAACCAACCACUCGCCUCCACUCUCUUCCUCGCCGUUGCUGCCGGGCGCUGGACCAAGCCACCAAGGGGGCGACAUGGAGAGCGGCCACAAGAGCGGAGGCGGAAGCGCGGCAGGAGGGGGAGCCGGAGGGGACGGGGUUCUGUGCCACGCCUGCGGGUACCAGUACCCGAAUGGGCACCCCAGCGCCAAGCAGCGGCGCGCGCACCGGAAGCACUGCGGCAAGCCGACGUCUGCCGCCGCCGCCGCCGCGGAGGAGGGCGCCGGGGAGCACGAAGGCAGCGAGCCGCUUCCAGGGGAGGGUCGCGGUGGAGUAGGAGAGGGAACUGGAGCGGGCGCGGCGGAAUGCGGCGGCAGUUUGCCUGGAUCUGCGUCGGAGGCUGCGAGCGCAGUGGAUGGAGGGGACAAUGCAGAGCAUUCUUCUGGAAAUGGUACUAGCCAUCAAGUCAUCGGCUCUGAAGAUCACCUCACCAUCAGCAGUAAUAUUCCUUCGGAAAUCACUUCUGAGGCCAGCAGGACUGAUGACGAUGCUCUAACUACAGUGACUACACAGUACUCUGAGAAAGGAUCACCUAUUGAGGAUGGGGAUUCAUCUGAUCUAGCAGUUGGUUCUGAGCAGUUGGAGGACAUCCCCAUUUCUGUUCUUUCACCAGAGCUUGAAGAUGGUGCAAAAUCCAGUUCAGGAAUCUCUGAACAUGAAAUAAAGACCUCAACUGUUGUGCCUCUGGUAUCAAAUGCAACUGGAGGUGGAACUUCUGAACAGACGGAUGAUGUAGUCAGUCAAGUGGAUGGGAUUGCUGUGGCUGAGGAAGAUGAUAUGGUCAACACCAUUGGUGAAAAUAAACUUAGUGAGGACAAAUCUGUAGAAGGUGAUGAGGUUGAUCUCUCCUGUCAAGACAAUCUACAAAUUGAGAUUGGUGAGGGGCACAGUAGCACUGCCGCGGAGAAAGAUUCAUCUGACAAGAAUCCUAAUGCAAUUCACAACGAAGAAAUCCCAAGUGAUAAAACUGAAUCAAAUCAGCAAAGCAAGCAUGUGCUAACUGACUCAUUUGUGAAAAUUCCUAACAUUGAGGUGCCCAUUGAGGCUUCUGCUGAGAAAUCUGUUGAUUCAGAUGAUGACUUGCUUAAACUUGGUACCGGUGGUUCCCACUCAGAGACACGCAAUGAUGUCAAACCUCAGCAGCAACCUGACUCUACCUCUGAAACAGCAGGUCAUCUUGCAGUCUCUAAACAAGCAGAUAAUGUUCAUGAACAGCACUAUCCUAUUCCAGAGGGAAGCAUUCCAGUGAUAUCAAGUGCAUCUGGACCUGCUGUUGGUGACAUAGCUAACAUUACAGAGAAUGUUUGUUCAUCUGGCGCGACAAUGGAUGACAGCAUGCAGAAAAAUGUGACUGGUGGUACUGUUGUGUCAUCUCAAGCUGAUCUAGUGGAGCUUAGUGCUUCCACCAUGUCACAUGAAACCAACACGGUCGGUAGCACAAAUGAUGUUGCCGAAAAGAGGCAGAAUGAAAAGGGUGGUUCAGACUUUACUUCAUAUGGAGGUAAUGAGAUGCAUGUCAUAGAAAAUUUUGAAGAAAAGCAUCAGAACAAAGAGGUCAUUGUAGAUUCCAUUCCUCAUGAAACCAACACAGUUUCCAAUACUGAUAAUGAUGGGGAAAAUGAGCAGAACAAAGAAAUUACUGCAGAAACCAGUUCUUGCAAGAUAAAUGUGGUACAAAGCAUGAUUAGUGCUGAAGAAAAUGAACAGAUUGAAGAGUUCAUUACAAAUCUUGCUCCUGAAGAAACCAGUAUGACACGUAGCGGGGACAUCGUUGAAGAAAAGCAGAGUGAGAUCGAUGUAAAAACAAGUGGUGAGAUAGAUGGUGCAUGCAGCGUAGAAACUGCUGUAGAAAACAAUGCUACUAUCUGUAAGGGCAAUGCAGGAACCGCCACAGAUGAUGUUGAAGGCAUAGUGCAGGAUGAAGAAAUCACGGCAGGCCCCAUCUCACAUGGUAUCAACACGAUAUGCAGCAGUACUAAUGAGGAAAAAAUGCAUAAGGAAGAUGUAAAUGAGGCCAUUGGUUGUCAUGAGAAUAUCGUGGUACAUGGCACAGGUAAUGUUGAAGAGAAGACAGUUGAGGAGGCUAUGGCAGAUGCUACCUCUCGCAAGUUUAGUUUGGUUACUUCUACUGACGAUGAAGAGAAGAAGGAUGAACAGACAACUGCAGACCCUACUUUGCAUGAGAGAAGUGCAGAGCACAGCACAGAUAAUAUUGAUGAAAAGAAGAAUGAGCAGCCUAUUUUGGACCCUACUACUGCUUCAGCCACCAUAAGCAGUAUUGGUGACAUUGAAGAAAAGAAGCAGAGUGAAGAAACUACAGCAGAUCCUAGUUCUGGUGAGAGCAACAUGCUGCCAGGCACGGACGAUGUAGAAAACAAGAAGGAAAAUGAAGACCUCGCCACCACGGGCCCUGCUUCAGACAAAACAGAAGUGGCAGAGACCACAAAUGCCGUUGAAGAAAUAGGAAAAACUGAAGAGACAGCUUCAAAGGAAAUCAGCACAAUAGAAAGCACGGAUGACCUGAAGGGAGUUGAUGAUCAGAAUGAAGAGAUUGCCGACAAGGAAAUGGUCGUCGACCCAGACAAGAACCAUGUCUCGUUGAAGGUCCUCCUUGCCAACAAGAACGUGGAGACCAAAGACAAGGAGAAGAAGCCGAGCACCAAGGACCGGGUACUGUCAUUCAGGCGCCGAGCGUCGAAAGAUGUUGUGUCACCGGUGAAGCCGGGCUCGCCCAAGGCCGGCUCAGGGCAGCAAGACUGGAACUCUCCUGCCAGGUUGCCUGUCGAGAAGAAGCCCAAGGGAAGGAAACAGCAGUGGGUGCCGUUUAUUUGCUGCUCGUCGGUACAGUGAUUGUACAUUUGUACUCCAUUUGUUUGCUGAUCGUCAUCGGCGGACCAGGGCAUUCACCAAACUCGUUCAUUUCCUGACCUUCGCUACAAGACAUGUUUGGACCUUGCUACUUGGAUUGCGAACUCGGUUUGCUGUUUGUAUGUCAUAAUCUAUAUAUGUUGGUGUAAAUUAAUUAGACAUGUCCAGGGUAGUUCUUCAGUUUGACCUGCCAUUGUCGUGCAAUUCCGGAGAUGUUGGGCCUGAUUUUUUGAUACCAAAAUAUUGUCAUACCAAAAUGUGGACAU